Molecule: messenger RNA, 2176 nt
Organism: Lytechinus variegatus (green sea urchin)
Lineage: Eukaryota; Metazoa; Echinodermata; Echinoidea; Temnopleuroida; Toxopneustidae
Product: putative DMBT1-like protein
Exons: 15
Coding region: 5-2176 (723 amino acids)
Cellular component (GO): membrane
Source: RefSeq, a predicted model, not a curated record
AAACAUGGCCGAAUUUAGGAAAAUAUUUUUGCUCACAAUUUUCAUUGGGAUCUUAACCAGGAUAACAUUCUGUCAAGAAACAAACAGGGAAAUCAGAUUAAGAGGCGGAGGAGCGAACUCGGGUCGGAUCGAGAUGAGAUAUAACGACAGCUUCUGGGCAGUAUGCAUUGAUGGAUUCGAUAUCAAAAUGGCUGACGUUGUCUGUAGACAACUUGGGUUUCGACGCGGUGCUCUUAGGAUGGGCCAAGUAGAUGAUUUCAGCUUCGAAACACUGGACACCUCGCUUGAUACUAUCCUCUUCAGCGCCAGCUGCGUCGGAAAUGAGAACAAUUUCGACGAGUGCAUUGAUGUCACGUGGUCCGAGUGGACAUGCUCUAUGGAUAGACAGGUCGCUCUGUUCUGCGCACUUCCUUACUACGAAGGUUGCUACGAAAGCUCAACUCCUGUAGGGAUAGCGGAUGAUUCCCAAACGCUCCACGGCCUUGUUGGACUCUGCCGAAUCUUCAGAUAUGACUAUGCCGGCUCUUCUAAGACGGUCGGGGACAGUCACCGCUGUGGAAAUAGUUUGUCUGAAUUCGGUACCCUUGUAGAUGAUUCUUUCUGUGCUGAAUUGUGUGGAGAAGAUCCUUACCAGUUGUGUGGGGGAAUAGGAGCCUAUCGCGCCGUUUACUCGACUCUUCUCGGAUCUACUGGUUACACGUUGACCAAUACCAGCGGUUCAAUCACGUCAUAUAAUUACCCAGGCAAGUACGCCGCCAACGACCACCAAGUAUGGGAGGUCACUUUUGGUUCCACGCACCGCGUUCAGAUUACCUUUCCCGCCUUUAACAUCAAUGUUGAUGACGUCAUCACCGUCUCUGCAGGGAGUAAGAAUGAGACAUUCAAUUCAAGGAGAACGUGGAUAUCCGACCCGAUCUCGUCUUUCGUGGUUCGGUUUGAAAGCAGAUCUUCAGGAACCGGGUUUAUUAUGAAUUACGAAGUUUACAUUCCAAACAUGACUACUACUAAAGUACCAGUACCUUCAACACAGCAUGUUGCAACAACAAUGACGCCAAACCAAGCAAUGCGUACUACUGGUUUAGGAAUGACUGAUUCUGCAAGUGUAGUUCCGCCACAAGUUCCACCGGCAGAAACAACAACGACCCAUAGGACAACUACCAGUGAUGAAAAAAGUCCAGAUGUAAGAAUAGUAAAUGGACUCACACCUAGAGAAGGAAGAGUGGAGAUUCGUAUCAAUGGAGUCUGGGGAACGAUCUGUGAUGAAAACCUGAGCUUCAACGACGCCAUUGUGGUAUGUCGCACUCUGGGCUUCACCGGGGCCUUAGGUACCACGUCGUUUUCUGAGUUUGGACCUAGUUUUGGAAACAUUCAUCUUGACAAUAUCCAAUGUGAUGGGACAGAAGCUGACGUCAUGGAAUGUUUGAGGAACAUCCCCCAUCCUCAGCCGCAAUGCUUUUCCAGUUUUCGUGAGGCUGGCGUGAGGUGUUCAAAUUGCCGAGAUGUCCAUCCACUUUGUAUACCGUGGGCUAGUCAAGGAGCUUGCGAGUCUUACCCUGGAGACGUGUGGCCUGUUUGCCAAAGCAGCUGCAACCAAUGUGAUAUAUUUGGUAAAAAUGGUUCGGCCCCUUCUUUGCCUCUGGAAGAUACGUGUGUGCUUGGCCAUUGCUUUGUCGAUGAGAAUAACGCAAGUAUGUGCAUACCAGCUGUUGAAAUUUGCUUUACCGUAGGAUGGUAUCAAGGUUUAAUCUGUUUACCUACGCCAGUCAAGCCUGUUCCUUCAACAGUAAGAUGCAUCAGGAGUCCAGAUGAGCAUACCCAGACCAAUCUUCCUAUACCUAGUUUGAUAGAGGCGUUGUUAACUACGAUAAACGAACUCAAGUACGCGUCGUCUACUUUGGAAAAUGAUACUAUAAUUGCUCUAGAUAGAUUAACAACUCUCCUGACUAGUCUUGGUGAAGUGCGUCUCCUUCCAAUGCAUAUAUACGACCGUCAAAACCAGGCUUCAGUCUUGGUUCUGUAUGGUGUGAACUUGCACCGCAUUGACGACAAUACUUUCAUUGGAUUUCCAAGCCUUCGUACGCUCGUCUUAGCGGAAAACAAUAUUCAAGAACUCCACAAUACAACUUUCACCGUUUACAGCUUUUGCAAAUACUGGAAUUCGGUAAUAACAGCUUAG